GUUCCUAGGAGGUGAGUGCGGACGGUAUGCAAAGUUGUGAAUCCAGUGGCGAAAGUGCGGAUGACCCUCUCAGUCGUGGCCUGCGGAGAAGGGGGCAGCCUCGUGUCGUGGUGAUUGGCGCCGGCUUGGCUGGCCUGGCUGCAACCAAAGCGCUUCUGGAACAGGGCUUCACCGAUGUCACUGUCCUCGAGGCUUCCAGCCGCAUCGGAGGCCGCGUGCAGAGUGUGAAACUUGGACACGCCACCUUUGAGCUGGGAGCCACCUGGAUCCACGGCUCCCAUGGGAAUCCUGUCUAUCAUCUAGCAGAAGCCAAUGGCCUCUUGGAAGAGACAACCGAUGGGGAGCGCAGUGUGGGCCGCAUCAGCCUCUAUUCCAAGAAUGGCGUGGCCUGCUACCUCACCAACCGCGGCCGCAGGGUCCCCAAGGACGUGGUUGAGGAAUUCAGCGAUUUAUACAACGAGGUCUAUAACUUGACCCAGGAGUUCUUCCGGCAUGGUAAACCAGUCAAUGCGGAGAGUCAGAACAGCGUUGGGGUGUUCACCCGGGAGGAGGUGGGCAACCGCAUCAGGGAUGACCCUGACGACCCAGAGGCCACCAAGCGCCUGAAACUCGCCAUGAUGCAGCAGUACCUGAAGGUGGAGAGCUGUGAGAGUAGCUCACACAGCAUAGACGAAGUGUCCCUGAGCGCCUUCGGGGAGUGGACCGAGAUCCCUGGUGCCCACCAUGUCAUCCCUUCGGGCUUCAUGCGUGUCGUGGAGCUGCUGGCUGAGGGCAUCCCGGCCCAUGUGAUCCAGCUGGGGAAACCUGUCCGCUGUAUUCACUGGGACCAGGCCUCGGCACGUCCCCGGGGUCCUGAGAUCCAGCCACGGGAUGAGGGUGACCACAAUCACGACACAGGGGAGAGCAACCAGAGCGGAGAGAGCUCCCAGGGGCGUGGAUGGGGUGAGGACGAGCAGUGGCCGGUGGUGGUGGAGUGUGAAGACUGUGAGGUGAUCCCAGCAGACCACGUGAUUGUGACCGUGUCCCUGGGUGUGCUCAAGAGGCAGUAUACCAGCUUCUUCCAGCCCGGCCUGCCCACCGAGAAGGUGGCUGCCAUCCACCGCCUGGGCAUUGGCACCACUGACAAGAUCUUCCUUGAAUUUGAGGAGCCCUUCUGGGGCCCCGAGUGCAACAGCCUGCAGUUUGUGUGGGAGGACGAGGCGGAGAGUCGCACCCUCACCUACCCACCUGAGCAGUGGUACCGCAAGAUCUGUGGCUUCGACGUCCUCUACCCACCCGAGCGCUACGGCCACGUGCUGAGUGGCUGGAUCUGUGGGGAGGAGGCCCUUGUCAUGGAGCGGUGUGACGAUGAGGCAGUGGCCGAGAUCUGCACAGAGAUGUUGCGUCAGUUCACAGGGAACCCCAACAUUCCAAAACCUCGGCGAAUCCUGCGCUCAGCCUGGGGUAGCAACGCUUACUUCCGAGGUUCCUAUUCAUACACGCAGGUGGGCUCAAGUGGGGCAGACGUGGAGAAGCUGGCCAAGCCUCUGCCCUACACUGAGAGCUCCAAGACGGCGCCCAUGCAGGUGCUGUUCUCUGGGGAGGCCACUCAUCGCAAGUACUACUCCACCACUCACGGUGCUCUGCUGUCCGGCCAGCGCGAGGCUGCUCGUCUCAUUGAGAUGUACCGAGACCUCUUCCAGCAGGGGCCCUGAGAUCUGCGUGUUCCUCCUAGCACCACUAACUCAGGACCAUUGGCCCCUGCCCUUGUCCCUAUGUGCUCCUAACUUCCUCAUCUCCUGUAGAAUGGAUUUCGAUCUUUCGUACAGCUAGACACCCUAGCUGGCUUCAGACCUGGCCUUGUAGCUUUUCCUUCUCUCCAGGCCAGGUGGUGACCAGGCAGGGCGGUUGAUUUACCUCUGUGCUGGGACACAGACCUCCCAUUCCUGUCCUUUUCCCACCUCCACCCACGUUAUUGCAAGUGCCUUCAAUAAUUUGCAUUUUGGGAUAAUAAAAGAGGUGAUCCUUCCUG
Messenger RNA from Fukomys damarensis (Damara mole-rat), 2011 nucleotides. It is a transcript of the gene Smox, whose product is annotated as spermine oxidase. The record is from RefSeq and is a predicted model, not a curated record. The transcript is spliced from 6 exons. Gene Ontology annotation, molecular function: polyamine oxidase activity. Bases 27 to 1694 code for a protein of 555 amino acids. Lineage: Eukaryota; Metazoa; Chordata; Mammalia; Rodentia; Bathyergidae.